AUUCUCAUCACAACCACCUGCUGCCAUGACUUUGGAUCAUUACAUUACUGGAGCUCCUGUGAUUCUCAAGUGGGAUCCAAAGAACCUUGAGAUCCGUACCAUGUCUGUGGAGAAGACCUUAGAGCCCUUGGUGAUUCAGGUUGAUAUGUAGUGUUGAGUGUAGUUCAGUGCAUGGUUAAGUUAAUCGACCUGCGUUUGCAGUAGAGGAUGAACGUUCUAAAAGUGUUAAACUCCUUUGUGUAGUGAACAGAAUAUUACAGUCCAGGAAAAUUGAAAAACUGAAGGCACAUUUAGCCACACCAUGAAUAAUUUUGGGAAGUGACUGAAUGCACAUAUUAUAAAUUAAUGGACUUUUGAAGAUAUUUGAAAGCGAGAGCUUGUUUUGAGAGUACAGAACCACUACCACAUUUGCAAAAAUGCCAGAGACCAACUACUCCACUAUGUCUAACACAGACAAUGGAAGUGGCUUCAUUCUUCGCUGGGAUAUUAAGAAUUUGGAAAUCAAGACCAGAUCAGUUGAAAAGACACUAGAGCCACUUGUUAUACAGGUCACAACACUUGUCAACACAAAGGGACCUUCAAAGAAAAAGAAAGGGAGAAGUAAACGAGCCCAUGUAUUAGUUGCAGCAGUAGAGGCAGCUACAGCAAAUUUUAUUGAGCGAGGAGAGGAAAUUGCAUAUGAGAACCCUGAUAUUAGGGGUGAGAUGCUUGGUGCUGUGGAAGAAGUUAGAAAAACAGGGGAUACUAUGUCACGUGCUGCCAGAGAGUUUGCUGAAGACCCCUGCAGCAGUGUGAAGCGGGGCAACAUGGUCCGUGCUGCCAGGAACCUGCUGUCUGCAGUCACUCGCCUUCUUAUAUUAGCAGAUAUGGUGGAUGUUCAUCGUCUUCUGAAGAGCUUGCAAGUGGUGGAGGAUGAUUUAGAAAAGGUGAAAAAUGCAUCUAGCCAAUCAGAGCUCCUAGAUAAUUUCCGUUUGUUUGGUAAAAACACAAGUGACCUCAUCAACCAAGCUGCUAAACGACAAAAUGAACUUAAGGACCCAAGGCUUCGCGAUGAUUUGGCUUCAGCUCGAGCUGUACUUAAGAAAAAUUCCAUGAUGCUUCUCACAGCUUCUAAGGCAUAUGUUCGACAUCCUGAGCUUGCAGCAGCAAAAGCCAAUCGAGAUUUUGUGUUUAAACAAGUGUGUGAAGCUGUCAACACUAUCAGUGAUGUAGCGCAGGGUAAGGCUACUGGGGCAGGUCAAAUGCCCUAUGAGGGUCCUGGAGAAUUAGCUUCAGCUCUGGAUGACUUUGAUGAACGCAUCAAUAUGGAUCCACUCACAUAUAAUGAGGUACGCACCCGUCCAUCUUUAGAAGAACGUUUAGAGUCCAUUAUCAGUGGUGCAGCACUUAUGGCUGACUCCUUCUGUACACGUGAUGACCGUCGUCUCAAGAUUGUUGAAGAAUGCAAUGCAGUAAGACAAGCACUGCAAGAUCUUCUAACUGAAUAUAUGGACAAUAUGGGACGUAAACAGCCAUCAGAGAAUUUGGAUAAAGCUAUUGAUCACAUGUAUCGCAAGACCAAAGAUUUGCGUCGUCAGCUGCGCAAAGCUGUUGUGGAUCAUGUCUCAGACAGUUUCCUUGAGACAAAUGUGCCUCUCCUUGUUUUAGUGGAAGCAGCACGAAAUGGUAAUGAAAAGGAAGUAGAGGAAUAUGCCCAGGUGUUUACUGAGCAUGCUAAUAAACUAGUGGAAGUUGCCAACCUUGCCUGUACGAUGUCAAAUAAUGAGGAUGGUGUUAAGAUGGUACGAUAUGGUGCAGCCCAAAUUGAGCAGUUGUGCCCACAGGUUAUUAAUGCUGCAAGCAUCCUCUCAGCACGUCCCAAGUCUAAGGUAACACAAGAGAACAUGGAUGCCUUUAAGGAUGCCUGGGAAAAUCAAGUACGCAUUUUAACUGAAUCUGUUGAUGAUAUCACAACUAUUGAUGAUUUCUUGGCAGUUUCAGAGAGUCACAUAUUAGAAGAUGUAAAAACUUGUGUAAGAGCAAUAAACGAAGGUGAUCCAGAGACUCUAGAUCGCAUUGCGGGUGCUAUCCGUGGUCGUUCAACACGUGUCUGCCAUGUGGUUGCUUCAGAAAUGGAUAAUUACGAGCCAUGCAUGUAUACUGAUCGAGUUCUAGAGGCUGUGAAAGUAUUAAGAGACCAGGUGCUACCAAACUUUGCACAACGUGUGGAUGUGGCUGUAGAAGCUUUGAGCAGCACUCCGGGCAAAGAGGUGGAUGAAAAUGAGUUCAUUGAUGCUUCACAUUUAGUUUAUGAUGGAGUACGAGAGAUUCGCAUGGCUGUGCUGAUGAACAAAGCUGAUGAUGAACUGGACCCUGAUGAUGUUCUCAUGGAUGAUUACCACACAGUAGAAAUUAGGAGUAAAUCAAGUGCUCACACAGUAGAAACCACUAUUGAUGAAUAUCCUGGAGUGAGUGGCAUUACCACAGCUAGAGAUGCUAUGAGAAACUUGAGUGAGGAAGACAAAGACAAAAUUGCAGCUCAGGUUGAAAACUUCCGCUUGGAAAAGGUGAAGUUUGACCAAGUUGCUAAAUGGGAUGACACUGGUAAUGACAUAAUUGUUUUGGCCAAGCAUAUGUGUAUGAUCAUGAUGGAGAUGACUGAUUUUACCAGAGGUCGUGGCCCACUAAAAACAACCAUGGAUGUCAUCAAUGCUGCUAAAAAAAUUUCUGAAGCAGGAACCAAGUUGGAUAAACUUUCCAGACAGAUUGCUGAUCAGUGUCCUGAAUCAAGAACAAAGGAUGACAUGUUAGCAUAUUUGGAUCGUAUUGCUCUGUAUUGUCACCAGUUGAACAUUACCUCUAAGGUCAAGGCAGAUGUACAGAAUAUUUCUGGCGAACUCAUCGUGUCUGGGUUGGAUUCAGCAACAUCACUAAUUCAAGCCGCCAAGAAUUUGAUGAAUGCUGUGGUCUUGACAGUCAAGUGUUCAUAUGUUGCUUCAACUAAAUAUCCACGCCAAGGAACCAUUGCUCCUGGGGCAAGAUCAGCCUCCCCUAUUGUUGUUUGGAAGAUGAAAGCUCCAGAGAAGAAGCCAUUGGUGCGACGUGAGAAAGCGGAGGAAGUGAGAGCCAAAGUUCGUAAGGGCAGUCAAAAGAAGCCUGUCUCGGCUCUCAAAGCUCUUGCCGAAUUUCAGAGUCCAGCAGAUGCAAUUUAGAGCAUUCAUCUGCUUUAAAUAUAGGUCUAUUAAAUUUGUAACUUGAAAAUAACAUAUAAAUAGGUGCAAAGGCAUCAUGCACAGAUUGUAUUGAGAAUAUUUUCCACCAGUUCUUUACAGCUAAUUAACCUAUAAUUUAUAAAGCCCUGCAGAGGGAGGCUAAUGUAAAACUAGGAACUUUUUUAUAUUUUCUUUUAUUUGUAUAAUUUGUACCAGGUACAUAAUUUGGUCGAUAUGCAUGAGCAUAUUUUUGUAUUAAGGCAGCCAGUAAGUACAGCAAUAAUGAUGUCAUAUAUAAGUAGCUAAUGCCUUAAGACAUUAAAAGCAAAAUAAAAUACUCUCCAAAGCUGUGUGUCACAAAAAACAAAGUAGUAAUUUAAAAUCUCUAAGUUCAUUUCUAGUACAUGGAAAUAACUAUUGUAUGCAUAGUGAAUGUAUCCUUCAUAUGAAGCAGUUAUUUCGUUGUCAACUGGUGACAAUCAGAACUCUUUGCACUAACAUUUUCUGCAUUGAUAGUCUCUUAAGUUAAUGGAAAAAAUUGUGACGAGCUGUUCCACCAAAUUAUCUACAUGGAAAACUCAAUAUGCCGGAAGAUGAAGUUGCAGGUAGCAUGCAUCCAUACUUACCAUGUUUACAAUCGUGCUGUUGGAGUGUGAGCAAAGUAACAUUUAUGAAGGGAUUCAGGGAAACCGGCAGGCCGGACUUGAGUCCUGGAGAUGGGAAGUACAGUGCCUGCACUCUGAAGGAGGGGUGUUAAUGUUGCAGUUUAAAAACUGUAGUGUAAAGCACCCUUCUGGCAAGACAGUGAUGGAGUGAAUGAUGGUGAAAGUUUUUCUUUUUCGGGCCACCCUGCCUUGGUGGGAAUCGGCCGGUGUGAUAAUAAAAAAAAAAAAAAAAAAAUCAUAUGCGAGUGCUAUACUCAGUUCACGGGUUUAUUGUACAGUAUUCUUCAAGUACAGUCCUUCCCCCUCCAUUGCCCCCCUUUUUUAAGCAAUGUUAUACACUCCAUAACAUUGUCAGAGCACUCUUUGCCUUGUGUAGGUGAUGAGGCAAGUGUAAGAAAGAGGGGUUACUUUAAUACUGUACUAGUUUUAAGAUAGUAAAGAAUAUGUAAAUAAUUAUUUAUGAGGUAUGGGAAGUAUUAUUUAGACCAGAAAAAUUGCUAAUCCAGAAGGAUCUUCAUUCCCAAGCAUUUAAGAGUUUUGACUAUUAGGAAUGAUGGAUAUGAAUAUAUUCAAUAAUUCCUUCUUUGUCCAAGAGUCAUUUGAAUGUAUCUGUUUUGUGCAUCCAGUUAUCAUUAAAGCAUUAGAGCAGUGGUUUCAAAAAUAAUUUGAGUGUCUUUCCACUACUGUAACCCACUUCAACACCACUUGUGCACCAACUUUCAUUUAAAAUAAUUUAAGAUAGUAAUGUACUCUAAAGCUGAGGAAAAAAAAUGUGUAUGAUAUUACUUUACAUGGAGAAGUAUUUAAGGCUUAUUGUACGAUAUUCUUUAAUAUAAAAAAAGAUUAAUUAUAGUUGGAAAUGCUGCUAAAUCUGAAAAAAAUCAUCAUAUACGUUUUUCAUGUGAUACGCUCACCAUCAGUUGGGAACCACUGUAUUAGAAUGACUCGGUCCUUGAUUUGUGGUAUAAAAAAGUCCUUUUAUCUUUUCAAAACAUAAAAUAAAACCUUAAUAUAAUGGUCCCAUAUGUAAUGGAUUUCUGAUGUAACAAAAUAAUUGGCCAGAUAAAUGUUUGAUGCAACGAACUAAGGCCGCUGCAUCGAGAUUUUGUCUGUUAUUAGUAGUCUCUUCAUACAAUGAACCAUAGCAGUUGGAUUGGGCAUUUUGACACAAUAGGUUUUUGCUUAACCCUUUCACUGUCAGAACUCCCCAAAAUUAAAAUUGCUGCCAGUGUCAGGAUUAAAAAAAAAAAAAAAAAAAAUCUGAAAUAGUAGAGAAUCUUUUUCUGAAGACAAAGACUCAAACUAUUUGAUAAGAAAUUUACAAAUCUACUUAGAAAGUUUGCAUUGGCACAAUCUAUGCAUUAGCAGUUUGAAGGAAAUUUCAUUCCUCAAUUUGAACAAAUUCUUAGCCAUUUUGCUAGUGCACACAAGUCAGUAAUUUGGCCAAUUUUACAUAAAAUUUAACAUUCUGAUUUAAAAAACAAUCCAAAAUAUUGUAUGCAUUCCAGCAACUAAAGCAACCUAUCCUCUGUUCAUUAAUCAUGUUCCCAGGCUUCUAUAUCACUUGCCCUCCAUUUUGAACCCAUCAUUACAAAAAAGAAAAAAAAAAUAGAGUACAAACCACAAUUUCUUGGAUAAAAUAUAACCAGGAAUGAUUGGUUGUGGUUUAGGGUGUCUCAGUAACUGAAGCAGAACUGGUAAAAACCCAUAAAACAGACCAGGGAAAGUAGGGAAGCCUUACCCUGCCUUAGGAAAAUUAUAAAAAAUCAUACAUUUCAGCCACUUUGAGCCGUAUUUCAAGCUAAUUUUGGUUCUAAAACUGCCCCAAACCUUUUAUUUCAGUACGUAUUAUGUCUUCCAUUCUAUCAAAUAGUACUAAGAAACAGCAUAUAAAACCAAAAAACCUAGAAAACUUCAAAUUAGCUAUUUUAAACCAAACAAGAGGUUUGCUUUUCCCAUCAUGCACCACAUGGGGCAGGAUUUUUUUUUUUAUUCGGUGCGCACAAUUACACAGAUGUAUUCUUUUAUGUCUAGGCCAAAAUUUACAGCUCACAGCAUGUUUGAGGGUGCUGUGCUUAAAUUAUUGAUGUACAUGAGCUACCCUGUAUCAAUAACAUAGAUCUACAUAAGAGACCAUGAAAGGUGUUUAAUGGAACCCCCCCCUACCUCCCUAUUAGUCUGUUAUACUGGAGGUUUCACUAUUUUGUUGCUGCAAAUAAAAAAAACUUCUUG
Molecule: messenger RNA, 6088 nt
Organism: Cherax quadricarinatus
Lineage: Eukaryota; Metazoa; Arthropoda; Malacostraca; Decapoda; Parastacidae
Source: RefSeq, a predicted model, not a curated record